UUUAGCCUACCAUGGGAGAUGCUUUAGGGUUUAGGGCUCUCGGUGAUCUUACUCUGGAGCUGCAUUGAAGCAAGUGUAGAAGAACAAGACCAGGGCCAGUCGCCGAAAGCUCACCAAGCACCACUUAAAACCCGACCCGACCCAAUUUGCAUCAUAACCUAAAUACUAAAUACUUCUCAAGAUCAUACCUUUCCUCAUCAUCAGACCACUGAGUGAGCCUUGAAAAUGGAGCCUGAGAGAAAGCUAACGGCGGCGGCUGUGGUGGCCUUCCAAGAAGGGGUCGGGCUGGUUCUGUCGCGGUGGUCGGCGCUUCAAUUGGCCGUCGAGAACGAGUGGGGUGGCCGUGAAUCGCGCCUCAAGGCCGAGCAACUGGUCUCUGAUAUCGUCUCCUGGGUCAAUUUCUCCACCGAACCUCUUUAUAUAGAUGAUUUAGAAGAAAUGCUCAUUGAAGCUAUGAGUUUUCUCAAUACUGUGAUAGAGGAUGGUAGCAUUGAGGAGGUAGCUGAAAAAAUAAUGAUUAUGCAUGAAGAAUGUUUGGAUUGCAAUUUCAAGUCUAUUGAAAGCCUAAGGGAAGCCAAUAGUCGAAGAGUUCCUACUCCUCAUGUUAAACAGGUUGUCAAUGAUGAAGAAGACAGUGACGAGGAUGAUGAUGAUACUGAUCCUAGCAUGAAUAAAGAUGAUUCAUCAAACAUGAUUGUGGACAAACCAGAGUCUCAUGCAGUAGAGCCAAAGACCAAGCAGGUAGUUGAAGCGGAAGAUGGUUGGGAGGUAGUCGGAACAAGAAGAAGUAGGGGUAAAAGGAAUUAGGUUAAACCCCUUAUAUGCAAACCCCUGUAUGCUACAUAGUAUACUCAAUUUUUGUCAUCAUUUACUCGUGUGGUAGAGUAAUUAUAUGCAGACCCAGUUGUUUUCAUACCAUGUGUGUAAAAGACGUUAAUCAGUUUUAUAUAUGAUUUUGUGAUUGUUCUUGAA
This is a messenger RNA of Rosa rugosa (rugosa rose), 972 nucleotides long. RefSeq names its product pre-rRNA-processing protein TSR2-like. NCBI's taxonomy places the organism in Eukaryota, Viridiplantae, Streptophyta, Magnoliopsida, Rosales, Rosaceae. The transcript has 5 exons. The coding region runs from base 226 to 807 and encodes 193 amino acids. Gene Ontology annotation, biological process: maturation of SSU-rRNA from tricistronic rRNA transcript (SSU-rRNA, 5.8S rRNA, LSU-rRNA). Gene Ontology annotation, cellular component: nucleus. The record is from RefSeq and is a predicted model, not a curated record.